ACAUUAUCAGCUGGUAUGAAUAGAGCAUUAUGCAUACUAGGCAGUGCACGAUGUAUGAAUAACAACAGUAGUCUAUGUAGAGCCACUCUAGCUCUUUCAUCACGUGACCAAAGGGGAUCAGGUCCGACUCCUUCCGGACCGCGUAAGUCCUAUCCCCAUUGUCACGGACGUUGAUCUUUCCAUUUGAUGACCAUGCCUGCUUUAACUUGUGUUCUCGACAGACCUGCCUACACAGGUAGAGAAGACGAUCACGAUAUUUGGUCAGAUCUUCAUUAAUUGCGAUGUGCCUAGUUUCAGUUUGCUUACGCAGCUUCUUUGCGUCCUUCAUCAAUGAAAACUUCACAUCAGUAGUGCGAAGUCUGACAAUAAUUUGUCUCGGUGAAUUCCUUUGUUUCCGAGGAUCGCCAACGCGGUGGGACGUAACAAUAUCGGUGGGUGCAAGUGGAACUCCCGCGGAUGAUGUAACUUUAAGAAGUUUUUCAGUAUAGUUGAUUCAUCGGAUGAUUCAGAUAUUCCGGAAACCCGGAUGGUGAGCGUUUGACGCCUUUUAUAGUCAUGUGACUUUAGACCAGGGUUGGAUUUUUCAUAUUGUCCAGUGGGUUUGAUGUGUUCAGACGUUUGAGUUUUAGUUAUAGUUGAAGCUAUUUCGCCAUCAGGUUGCACCAAAGAAGCUUUGAUUUAUAGUACACUUUGCAUUUGAUAAAUAUCAAGCCUAAAGUCCAUAACUUUGAUAAACAUGGACCAGCUAGUUCAGAGAAGGUUAGGGAAUAUUUCCUCAGCAAGACGGAAUCAGAGACAGCGCGACUUUGGGUUCCCAGUCUCAAUGAUACCCCUCUCCACUGCCUGGUCCCGAAUUCUCUGGUGCGAUACAGGUGUAUGAUUCAGGACAUGUACGACCCCGAGUUCUACAUGGGCGAGUACGAAGUGUCUGAUGUCGCCACAAAGACAACCUCGAUGAAGUCGGGACUGUACAAGGACAUAGCGGAAUGCUCUAAAAAUCAAGAAAUCAACACAGAAUCUGAAAGAAAUGUGACAAUGGAGAGACAGACACUGUACUGUGUGCCCAUUCCGGGAGAGACGGACUGGGUCAAGUCAGGUUAUUCAGACAAGACUGGUAAGAAAGGUUUUCCAUCCUCCUCAGUGACCCCUAGCAGGUCAAAACGAGGAUUGGAGGAGGAUAAUGAAGCUCCGCUGGACACUCGCAUGGAGGAAGAGAUGGACAGCAAGAUAGAGGACAACAAACGACCUCGAAGAGAUGUGCUGGAAGGAUCAAUACCUUGCAAUAACCCUGAUCUAAACUUUCCCUUGCCUGGAGAGAAAGGACUGCCAUGUUUAGUAAAGGUUUACGAGGAUAUGGAUGGUUUUGCGGUCACUGAUAUGAUCGAAUUUAUUGGAGUUCUGUCUGUUGAUCCUUCAUUGGCUCAUGUCUACGACGAAAACAGGUUGGAUGGCUUACAGAACAGUAUAGAAGGUUAUGAAGAACCGAUGGAGGAGAGAAGUGCUCACGCUCCACCUCCUUCCCUGGUGCCGAGGCUUCACGCUAUUAUUCAUCACAAACUGAAACACAAUAAUCCGCAUGUACCCGCAGAAAAAGAAAAAAUAGAUACAGAUGUGAAAUCUCUGAGGGCGGAAAUCUCCUCAUUACGACGUCAGAUCCUGUCAGCUCUGGAACAGGUGAUGCUGGGAGAUUCUCUGGCAGCUGAAUACUUCCUGUGUCACUUGAUUUCUUCCGUGUAUGGAAGAGCUGAUGUAAUGCCGUUGGGCAAGUUCAGUUUGAAUCUCACUCACUGCCCCCCAACAAAUGAGUAUGGACAACUAAUUCACACUUUUAUGGAGGCACUAACAACCAAGUGUCAUUUUUUCCCGCUGUCCAUUGAGAACAUGAAUAACCUAAGGCUGAGUCCAGAAAAAGAUUACACUGCUAACCGACUGCGGAGUGGUCUGCUACAACUGUCAGCUGACACGUCACUGGUCAUUGAUGAAACGCAGCUUCAGCCGGGGCAGCUGGAAGCCACAGGUGUGAAGAAUAUGACGGCUCUAGGAAACCUGAUUAGUUGGCAGAAGGUGGAAUAUGAUUUUCGCUUUCAUAAACAAGAUUUCCUGUCCAAUGUAUGUGUGUUCAUCUUAUCGGAAGCGAAGUCCAUCCUGCCUAGUGAUUGCUUGGUGCCCUUGAACCCAGCCUGUGUAGUGGAAAAUCUUCAGAGACACUUCUCACAGCUUGAUGUGGUUCUGACCCCAGAAUUUCUGGGUCACGUGAGAAGUUUCCUGACCAUUUGCAAACUUCAGGAAUACACAAUUAGUGAUGAUAUGCAAAAGGCAAUCCAGGAUGAUUUUGUGGAGAUGAGGAAAGAGGACCACAAGUCUAUGACAGUGGACGAUUUCCAUACCUUGCUGAAUUUAGUCAGGUUGUUAUCGCUGAGUGCCCUAGAAACCUCUCCAACACAGAGUAUGUGGGAAAAAGCAAAAACAAUGGAAGCUGAAAGGAAAAGGAGGAUUCUAAUGUCAAACAACACGCCAUGAUGCUUGGCUAUUUUAGAUAUCCACAUUUCAUUUGAUAAACUUUUUAGGUCACUUGAGAUGACCUAUUGCGAUUAGUAGUUGUCCAUGAUCUGUUAAAAUUGUGAACAUAUUCAACUUCUCUGAAAACGCAUGGUCAUUUUUUAUUUUGAUUUUGACAUGGAACAAUUUUGGGGUUAAGGGUGCCCUGGAGCUCAAGAGAUUGGGAUCAAAGCAACAGGGAUUGAGACUCUAGGGCAAAUCUAAAGAGUGAUAAUAUUCGUGUUUUGAAAGUCAUCUUUAUCUUUUACUUAAACUUCUAUGUCUAUGGUUAUGAAGAGCAUGAAAAAUACUACCACAAUUGUGGAAUUCACGCCGUUCUAUGACGUGUAGUUACUGAGGAUUCAGGUAGCAGUAAUGGUAUAGUAGUAGUAGUAGUUUUAUUCAGGCAGAACAAUCAUUUUGUAUAAAACAUCAUCAAAAUAUAGAUAAAUAAAUACACAUGUUAAUUGUAUAAAACUUAGCAUACCCGAUGUUAUCACAGUCAUUUUAUCACAGUAUUGUCAUCACACACAAGAUAUUAUCACUGCUGCAUUAUGUACUUAUAUCACAGUCUACCUAGGAUAACCCAUUAAAGCAAAAAUAUUAUUGCUUAUUUCCAAUGGGGUCCUUGAGAAUUUAAAAUUAUAUCUUUGUCAGUAAAUAAAUUACAAUUGGAUGGCAUGGACAGCAAUGUUUAAAAUAUGUUGGUAAAUGAAUGAUAUAGUGUAGCCUGAAUAGAGUAAGAUCAAUGUACAAUUAAAAACUUACAAUGAAUAAUUAAAAGUGAAUGAGGUUCAAUUUACAGUGAAAAUAUAUACAGUGCAUGAAGUUUUUAGAAUGCUUCUUUACGCAUGGAAUUUUGUGUAUAAAAUGUGGAAACCAAGGACAAUUUAUUUGCAUUUUUAGAAAAAUAUAAAACGCCUUGUUUUAUUGAGUUGUCUAUUUAAAGAGAUAUUACUCGGAUGACUGUUAAGGCCUUCAGGCCUAUUGUUACAUUUGUUAGUGUGAUGAUAAAUGAUAUUUAAAGUGGAAUAAAAUUGUUUUGAAAACAAA
Molecule: messenger RNA, 3591 nt
Organism: Ostrea edulis (European flat oyster)
Lineage: Eukaryota; Metazoa; Mollusca; Bivalvia; Ostreida; Ostreidae
Product: mini-chromosome maintenance complex-binding protein-like
Exons: 16
Coding region: 877-2520 (547 amino acids)
Biological process (GO): DNA-templated DNA replication
Molecular function (GO): chromatin binding
Source: RefSeq, a predicted model, not a curated record